Messenger RNA from Aspergillus pseudonomiae, 1328 nucleotides. RefSeq lists its product as uncharacterized. Lineage: Eukaryota; Fungi; Ascomycota; Eurotiomycetes; Eurotiales; Aspergillaceae. The transcript has a single exon. The record is from RefSeq and is a predicted model, not a curated record. The coding region runs from base 89 to 1279 and encodes 396 amino acids.
ACUGAACAGGGCUACUAACGGAUACUCUCAUCUCUCAUUACCGAUAAUAUUCCGGUCCAUUUUCAGAUCCAUAGCAAAAGCAAAAGAAAUGGGUACCGAUCCAUUCGGCCGACUUCCCUGGUUUGUCCUGCAAAGGAUCCUAUCAAACCUUCCCAGUCUACCAGCGCUGCAUAGCCUGUGCAGGGCGUCACCGGAUAUUGCGGGAUUUUUACACCAGAAUAAUGAGCUUUUUGCCCGGAUCGUGGAUGCGAUUAUCGCCAAUCCGGUCCGCGAAAGGGGGCUGGCGCCACAUGUUCAGGAUAUCAUACGACUCAUUAUCCUCGUCUGGACCCCAAUGCAGGAAAUAGAUACGGAUAUCGUUGGCAUUUUACAUUACGUUCAAGAGCGUCGCCUUGAAUGCCCUUCUAAUCUCAAGACAAUAUCUCCGUCAACACCCUCGGCUAUUUUAUAUCGGCUCCUUCGCCUAAUACCUCGACUGCGAUGUCUUAUCCACGCAUAUUUCCAUUCUACAAUCAAAAGGUGCCUCCAGCUGCAGCUAGAGCAUUUGCCUCGCAAAACAUUAUUUUACUCUACACGCCCGGUACUUGAUCUCAGCCGACGUCCCCAGCGGGGUAUUCCAUACACUCCUGUUGAUAUUGGCCCACCGACAUGGGUUGAAGAGCAAAGGCUACUCAGUAGUUUCUUAUGUAUUGUUCUUUUUUACGAGCUGCGGAAAAAACAUAUUGAAUGUUCUCUGGCCAUCGAAGACGGUGAGACUGUCAGCGCUUUGUUGGACAACAAUGUGGAAAUGUUUUGGAGGAAAGUCCUCUGGGAGCGCUCUGCCGAAGGCCAGGAGGAGCAGAUAGCAACUCUUCUUCACUGGCUAGAUCAACAGGCAGACGGACGUGAAAACAUUUAUUCCUGGUUGCUAUAUGCCAAGGCUUCAGAGGAUUAUGAUCAUUGUUGUCAAUGCUAUACAACUGUGAUAACUGCGCAAAUGGACAUCUCAGAUAUUAUGGAUAAUGACCUGAGCAACAGGCGAUCGUCCAGGGGUAUGCGGUGUUUAUGGUCGUGUAAAUACGAUCCUAGAUCGCCCCUCAAAGGCCUUAGUCUGUCGGUCUUUCGUCCAUAUGGCCUUGUAUUCUGGGAUGGUGCCAGAAUGGACGCCCUGGGCUUUCCAAAUAGAUUGAUUUCACACCGAAUAUGGUUCGCUUGGUCCUCUAUAUUCACUGAAGAGGAUUGGGACGAACUGCUAAGACGGCAGUCCGCUAUUGAAGCAGGUGCUCAAUUCCAAGACUAGAAAUCAGAUCUUUUAUACAUUUUCCUAGUUUUCCAUGAAAAUGUCCAAA